GCUGCAAAUAAAUAAUCUGAGUCUGUUGCGUAUAAAUGCCAAAUUUUUAUAUCCCUUGCCGAACCCCCCUUCCCCUAUCGUGCGGCUCAAGUUCACUAUAGCAAACUAUUUUAACUACAAGUUCACACGUAAAUAGAUAAUGUUCCUUCAGACCUUAAUUAUAUCCUACCUUCUUCCCGCCGCAUCCCUAUGCGCCGCUAACUGCGAGCCUCGACUAGAUACAUACCGAACACCCAGAGGUCCGCUCACAACCACCUUCACGCCGCCGUCGAGCUGCGCUACCGAAGUGCGCACUACCGACAUUGGCGGAUGGCCCGGCCUUCAACAAGGCUGCGAGGGUCCCGGAGGCGGCGAUGACUGCUGCCCGCCAGAUUGGGCGAGAGGAAGAUAUUUCAGGCCAGGGAUUUGUCCAUGGGGAUAAAUAUAUGACUUGCACUUUGUCCUCGUCGGCACAGAGGGUGGAAACAACAAUCAACUGCUGCCCGUCCUCCUUCGAAUGUGCAGAUGACGCCGACAGGCUCUGCAAAAGAUACCUGAACACCCCCGUUUCCCUCCCCUUUCCACCCAACGAGGCCAUCACCACCCGAACCGCGCGCAUCGUCUAUGCCACACCAAUCCAAAUCCGCUUCCAAAUGACCGACAGCUCCGUCGUGCCCAUCCCCACCGAGUCUCUGAAGCUACCUCAUGCCCGCAAGCCUUUAUCCAAGGGUGCAAAGGCCGGGAUCGCCGUUGGCGUGGUCGCUCGUGUGGUUUUGGGAAUCGUUGCGGCGGGCUGCUGGAGCAAGAGGGUUAAAAUGCGUACAAUGCUUACUGCUGCUGCUGCUGCUGUUCCGUUUUAUGGCGGUAACGAUGCAUCAGUGCCGCUGCAGGGACAGGUGUAUCCGCCAGCCAUAAAUGAGCAGGCAACGGUUCCUCCUACAUACCAUGAUGCGACAAGGAAGUGAUAACUGUAGUAGAGUCUUUUCAGCUUGCCAUUAUGCAUCUAGAUGGUGGCUCUUCAUUCUAUAUGUGUUGUCAGUUCAUCUUAUGAAGUCAUGUACACAAAGGGGGGUUCUUUAGGCUUUGGGGCAAGGGUUUUAUCUUUCUGAGCUAGUUCAUCACCCAAAUCACUGACCUAAAUAUAGCUAUGUAUGCACAGAUGUACAGCUGCUUGGAGCACUUCAAUAUGGCCAUUAAUUCAUCAUGUG
Blastomyces dermatitidis ER-3 is the source of this 1187-nucleotide messenger RNA. RefSeq lists its product as uncharacterized. Lineage: Eukaryota; Fungi; Ascomycota; Eurotiomycetes; Onygenales; Ajellomycetaceae. Bases 354 to 944 code for a protein of 196 amino acids. The record is from RefSeq and is a predicted model, not a curated record. The transcript has 2 exons.